Molecule: messenger RNA, 4177 nt
Organism: Propithecus coquereli (Coquerel's sifaka)
Lineage: Eukaryota; Metazoa; Chordata; Mammalia; Primates; Indriidae
Gene: ARHGEF15
Product: Rho guanine nucleotide exchange factor (GEF) 15
Exons: 16
Coding region: 147-2669 (840 amino acids)
Biological process (GO): activation of GTPase activity
Molecular function (GO): guanyl-nucleotide exchange factor activity
Source: RefSeq, a predicted model, not a curated record
CCCAGAAACACAGGAACAGACACUCGGCCCAGCACUUCUUGCUCCAAGGGGCAGUCAGGGCAGGCUGAAAAUAGAAACUGCUUCCAAAAAGAUAAAGGGGAUGACUCCAUCAGAGUACCCCACUCCUUUGAAGAGCUCAGAGGAAGAUGUCGGCCCAGUCUCUUCCUGCAGCAACACCCCCUACCCAGAAGCCCCCUCGGAUCAUCCGCCCCCGCCCCCCUUCUCGAUCCCGGGCUGCCCAGUCCCCAGGGCCUCCCCACAAUGGCUCCUCUCCACAAGAACUUCCCCGAACUGCCAAUGUUGCACCAACCCCGAUGUGCACCCCUAUCUUCUGGGAGCCGCCAGCUGCAUCCCUCAAGCCUCCUGCCCUUCUGUCCCUGUCAUCUAGAGCCAGCCUCGACUCCCAGACUUUCCCAGACUCAGCUUCCAGCACCCCCAGUCCAGUGUCCCGGCACUCUGUCUCCCCAGAACCUGCUCCCCGGUCUCCAGUGUCCCCACCCAAGCCCUCCGGGUCACCCCGCACAUCUCUACCCCUGCUCCCCACGGUGGGGGCCCUGGUGCAGGAUGGAUCUGCCUCGGCCCCUGGCACUGUGCGGAGACUGGCUGGCAGGUUUGAAUGGGGAGCUGAAGGCAGGGCCCAGGCUGCAGACACCCUGGAACCAGGUCCCCAAGGGGGAACCGAUGUGAACGGGGAGAGAGAGGCUCCCCUCACCGGGAGUGGGUCCCAGGAGAACAGUGCUCCAGAUGCGGCCCUGGCCUGCCCUCCCUGCUGCCCCUGUGUCUGCCACGCAGCCCGGCCUGGCCUGGAGCUCCGAUGGGUACCUGUUGGGGGCAAGGAGGAGGGCCCCAGGGUCCCCUGCCGGGCCUCGCCCCUGCGGACCUCCCGCUCCCGCCCCAACCCUCCAAGUAUUGGUCACCCCCCAGUCGUCCUAACGUCCUACCGCUCCACUGCCGAGCACAAACUCCUGCCACCCCUCAAGCCCCCCAAACCAACUCGGGUCAGGCAGGAUGCUACCAUCUCUGGGGACCCUCCACAGUUAGAUCUGGAUCUGCUUUCCGAAGAUGGAAUCCAAACAGGGGACAGUCCUGACGAAGCUCCUCAGAAUGCUCCUCCAGCAUCCAUGGAGGGAAGGGAUGAGGACAGCCUGGAGGGGCUGAAGGAACAGAACUGGGAACUGCCCUUGCAGGAUGAACCUCUAUACCAGACCUACCGAGCCGCUGUGCUGUCAGAGGAGCUGUGGGGGGUUGGUGAGGAUGGGGGUCCCUCUCCAGCAAAUGUUGGAGAAGCUCCCACCUUUGCACGGCCCCCUGGACCUCGCAACACCCUGUGGCAGGAGCUUCCUGCUGUGCAAGCCAGUGGCCUCCUGGACACCCUCAGCCCCCAGGAGAGGCGCAUGCAGGAGAGUCUGUUCGAGGUGGUGACGUCUGAGGCCUCUUACCUGCGCUCCCUGCGGCUGCUGACUGACACCUUCGUGCUGAGCCAGGCACUCCGGGACACGCUGACCCCGCGUGAUCAUCACACGCUCUUCUCCAAUGUGCAGCGAGUCCAGGAAGUCAGCGAGCGGUUUCUGGGAACAUUACUGUCCCGUGUGCGCUCUUCCCCCCAUAUCAGCGACCUGUGUGACGUGGUGCAUGCCCAUGCUGUGGGUCCUUUCUCGGUGUAUGUGGAUUACGUGCGGAACCAGCAGUACCAGGAAGAGACCUACAGCCGCCUUAUGGACACGAACGUGCGCUUCUCCGCGGAGCUGCGGCGGCUGCAGAGCCUCCCUAAGUGUGAGCGGCUCCCGCUGCCGUCCUUCCUGCUUCUGCCCUUCCAGCGCAUCACCCGGCUCCGCAUGCUGCUGCAGAAUAUCCUGCGUCAGACAGAGGAGGGGUCCAGCCGCCAGGAGAAUGCUCAGAAGGCCCUGGGUGCUGUCAGCAAGAUCAUUGAGCGCUGCAGCGCCGAGGUGGGGCGUAUGAAACAGACUGAAGAGCUGAUCCGGCUCACCCAAAGGCUGCGCUUCCACAAAGUCAAGGCCCUGCCCCUGGUCUCCUGGUCACGGCGCCUGGAGUUGCAGGGGGAGCUGACCGAGUUAGGGUGCCGGAGGGGGGGUGUGCUCUUCACCUCGCGCCCCCGCUUCACCCCCCUCUGCCUGCUGCUCUUCAGUGACCUGCUGCUCAUCACUCAGCCCAAAAGUGGGCAGAGGCUACAGGUUCUGGACUAUGCCCAUCGAUCCCUGGUCCAGGCCCAGCAGGUUCCAGACCCAUCUGGACCCCCGACCUUCCGCCUCUCCCUUCUCAGCAACCACCAGGGCCGCCCCACCCACCGGCUACUUCAAGCUUCAUCCCUAUCAGACAUGCAGCGCUGGCUAGGAGCCUUCCCGACCCCAGGCCCUCUUCCCUGUACCCCGGACACCAUCUACGAAGACUGUGACUGUUCCCAGGAACUGUGUUCAGAGCUGUCUGCACCUUCCAAGACUGAAGGACGGAGUCUGGAGUCCAGGGCUGCCCCCAAGCACCUGCACAAGAGCCCUGAAGGUUGGCUGAAGGGGCUUCCUGGGGCCUUCCCUGCCCAGUUGGUGUGUGAAGUCACAGGGGAACACGAAAGGAGGAAGCACCUUCGCCAGCACCAGAGACUUCUCCAGGCUGCUGGGCCCUCUUUGGGCACCCCCAGUGCCUCCCCACCCUAAUGCAGGCUGGGGAGAGGGCACAUCUGGGAGCCAUCUAGCAGCGUGGCUCAGAGAGGACAACGCCUACGCCGCCAUUGGAUUCACUGUCAGUGGAAACCCUACCUCUAGUGGCAACCGAUAGGGACCGAGCUUCAGGACAGGCAGCCAAUGAAAAUAGGCCGUCUGAGCCCACAGCAACAAGAAAGGAUGGCUUGAAUGCAUUGCCAGUGCAGACAGAGGCUGUGCAGAGCAGCCAGGGAGUGCUGAACUGGCUGAGCCGAUGGCUAAAGAGUAUCCCUGCUACGCUCAGCCGAGGAAGGUGAAUCCAGGUCAUGGCGGUUCAAAAAGGGCUUCCUUGGAGACAAAGUCCCAGGAUAAAAUAGCCAACAGGGAUGAGCAGAAACCCAUCCAGCCAAAGAUGGUGAUCUGGGCUCAGGAGACCAGUAGUCACCCUGCUUGGUUCCACAGCAAUGACUUCCUUGCCUUCGAGUCUGGGAAGCAUUAGAGUCCAUUCCUGGGGUGCCUCCUGUGCCCUCUCAAGCUGGUUCCUCUCUUCUAGAAGAAUCCAGAGUGUGUCUCAGAGAACGUGUGCGUGUGCAUGUGCACAUGUGGUAUGUGUGUGUACGCAUCAGGGAAGCGAGUCUGAUGAACGUGGUGUGUGUGGUGGUUGCCCUCCCCCUGCAGAUAGCUCAGUGCUCCAUUUCUCACCCCUCCCCCCAUCUGUCCUAUUAUUCUCUCCAGAAGAGUGUGCUGAGUGUGGCUUGGCAGUCAGAGGCCAGGGCUGGGGAUGAGAGGUCUGUGUCCUGGGUCUCUUGGAGGCCAGCUUUCCAUGACAGCUGGAGGGUGAUGUUAUGGUGCCACCAAGCAGCCUGGCAGAGGAGCCCUAGAAACUGAACAUGGCCAGCAGCUGGGGCCUGAGGCCCCCUGGAGUCUGCAGUUCCUUCUCCUUGCCCCAAACACUGACCUCCGUGAUCGCUGCCUGCAGAUCUCCCAACCUGAACUAUACUCAGCCAGACUCAGCCCCGGGCUUCAGAACCGCAUGGCUCCCAGGUUGGGGUGAAGAAAUGGGAGCUGUGGAUCACAGGCCAGCCAGUGAACCCCCUGGGCUUUCUGGCCUUUGUCCUGAUCCUCUCACAGAAACACUGGGCCAAACAGUGGGGAGAGGACAGAGAGCGAGUGCGGCUGCCCAGCUCCAUCCAGAACACCUGCUUCCUGUGAGAAACUGCCCCUGCAUGAUGCCAGGAGGAGGUGAGGGAUGCAGACAGCAGAGCUGACACUAGCUGGCAAGGGGGCCCAGGCCUGGCACAAGCCUUCCUGAGCUAGGCCAUCACACUUUCCUUUCAGCUCAGGAAUGGUGACUUGCCCAGGACAGAAACCACCAUGUCAACCACAGGAGGUGCAGGGACUGUGGGAGACUCACAGGCGGAAGGGCGCUGGCAUUUGGCAUGACCGUGACUUUGGAAACUUGCCUAGCACAGUGGCUGACAUGUGGGAAACCCUCGAUAAAUGGUGGAGGAGUUGUGCUGAGA